Messenger RNA from Saccharomycodes ludwigii, 669 nucleotides. It is a transcript of the gene PET18, whose product is annotated as Pet18p. The coding region runs from base 1 to 669 and encodes 222 amino acids. The record is from RefSeq and is a predicted model, not a curated record. The transcript has a single exon. Gene Ontology annotation, cellular component: cytosol. Lineage: Eukaryota; Fungi; Ascomycota; Saccharomycetes; Saccharomycodales; Saccharomycodaceae.
AUGUCUGUUACUGAUAAAUUGAUUAAAAAGUAUCAAGAAAAAUUUGACAAAACAAUCAACCACCCGCUAACCAAGGAAUUGUGUAAUGGUACUUUACCAGAUAAAACCUUAUACAUUUAUUUAGAACAGGAUUUGAAAUUUUUCCAUGUGGGGUUAAGAACAAUUUUGAAAACUACAAUGUUGGCACCUGAAAAUGAUGUCAUGAUGAGAUUAGCCAAGCAAGUAGGUUUUUUGGCUAAUGCUGAACACGGUUAUUUUGAGCAAGUUUUGAAGUUAUUAGAAUCAUCUAUUGAUACUAAGAACACUAAAAUACCUGAGGUUUUGCCUGAGGUUGGUGUAUAUUUGGAUUUUCUAAAGAAUUUGACUACUGACCAUUCCAUUACCUAUGAACAACUAAUUACAUUCUUAUGGUGUUCUGAAUUUUGCUAUUUAAGGUGGGCUCAAAUUGCUGAAGAGCAAAAGUUGAUUCCUUCUGAUUUGCAUUGGAAAUACAAAGAAUGGAUUAAUUUGCACAGUGGUGAGCACUUUGAAGAAUGGACAUAUUUUUUACAGGCUCAAGUUGAUAAAAUAAAUGUUUCAAAAAACUUUGCUGAUAUCGAAAAAAUAUUCGAACAAACCAUUGAUUUGGAAUAUAAGUUUUUCGAAUCCUGUUAUACUUUUAAAUUCUGA